Neomonachus schauinslandi (Hawaiian monk seal) is the source of this 2034-nucleotide messenger RNA. It is a transcript of the gene ARID5A, whose product is annotated as AT-rich interaction domain 5A. Gene Ontology annotation, molecular function: transcription cis-regulatory region binding. Gene Ontology annotation, cellular component: nucleus. Gene Ontology annotation, biological process: regulation of transcription by RNA polymerase II. The record is from RefSeq and is a predicted model, not a curated record. NCBI's taxonomy places the organism in Eukaryota, Metazoa, Chordata, Mammalia, Carnivora, Phocidae. The transcript has 5 exons.
CCCCGAGGCAGGCGGGGAGCGGGAGGAGGAGCAGGCCUUCCUGGUCAGCCUCUACAAGUUCAUGAAGGAGCGACACACGCCCAUCGAGAGGGUGCCCCAUCUCGGCUUCAAGCAGAUUAACCUGUGGAAAAUCUACAAAGCAGUGGAGAAGCUGGGGGCCUAUGAGAUGGUGACGGGCCGCCGCCUCUGGAAGAACGUGUACGACGAGCUGGGGGGCAGCCCGGGCAGCACGAGUGCGGCCACGUGCACACGCCGCCACUACGAGAGGCUGGUGCUCCCGUACGUGCGGCAUCUGAAGGGGGAGGACGACAAGCCGCUGCCCCCGUCCAAGCCCAGGAAGCAGUACAAGAUGGCCAAGGAGCCCCGGGGGGAUGACGGGGCCCCUGAGAAGCCGAAGAAGGCCAAGGAGGAGAAGCAUGGCCUUUUCUCCUUCUAGAUGGUACCUGGAAAGACGAAAACUGACGCCGCCCCUAACCUGGCGCGGCUUCCCAGCCAGGAGCCCCCCCGGGAGGGCCCAGAACAGCCAGGCCCGGCCCUGGGGCCCUCUCUGCCCUUCGUGGGUGCCGGAGGCUGUCCUGAGGCCUACAAGCGGCUCCUGGCCACCUUCUACGGCAAAGGAGCCCACGGCAUCAUGUCUCCACUGGCCAAAAAGAAGCUCCUGGCCCAGGUGAGCAAGGCAGAGGCCUUGCAGUGCCAGGAGGAGGGCUGUCGCCAUGGGGCAGGCAGUCCCCAUGGGGACCCCCAGGCAUCCCCAGCUGUUCUCGUGCCGGGAAGUCCGCAGAGCCCGGGAAGGCCAGCUGAGAACUCCAGGCACCGGCUGACCCCUCAGGAGGGAUUACAGGCCCCUGGUGGCAGCCUCAGGGAGGAGGCUCAAGCGGGUCCCCGCCUGCCAGCCCCCAUCUUCACUGGCUGUUUCCAUGCAUACCCCACUGAGGUGCUGAAGCCUGUCAGCCAGCACCCCCGGGACUUCUUGCCCAGUUUUAAAGAUGGGGUGCUCUUGGGGCCUCCUGGCAAAGAGGAGGGCCUGGCGGUGAAGGAGCCCCAGCUGGUGUGGGGCGGGGACGCCAACCGCCCGUCUGCAUUCCAUAAAGGCAGCUCUAGAAGGGGCAGCCCCUACCCCAAGCCCAAAGCCUGCUGGGUGUCCCCCAUGGCCAAGGUCCCUGCCGAGAGCCCUGCUCCCCUCGCUACCUUCCGUAGCAGCCCAGGCCUGAGCAAGAAGCGCAGCCUGGAAGAAGAGGGCUUGGCCCAUGGCGGCAAAAAACUGCGGGCCGUGUCUCCCUUUCUUAAGGAGGUGGACGCCAAGGAGUGUGGGGCCAAAUCCAUGGGGUCUGGCUUGGCCGUGUCCUGCCUGCUGGGCCCAGCGCUGGGGCCUGCCCUCCCCGAGGCCUAUAGGGGCACCAUGCUGCGUUGCCCGCUGAACUUUGCCGGCACCCCGGACCACUUAAAGGCCCAGGCCACGCUCCCCUUCAGCCCCCUGGUCAUCCCUGCCUUGCCGGCCCACUUCCUGGCCACGACAGCGCCCUCCCCCGUGGCCACGGGUCUGAUGCACUUCCCCCCGGCGUCCUUCGACAGCACCCUUCGCCACAGACUUUGCCCAGCCUCAUCUGCAUGGCACGUGCCACCUGCCACCACCUACGCAGCACCCCACUUCUUCCACCUCAACACCAAGCUUUAGGUCCGAGCCCCCGUGCUGUGCUGUGCAGGGUCUGAAAUGGCCUGUGCUGGGGGGCACUGCCCGGGGUCUGGGCUGGAGCCUAGUGCCCAGGAGAGCUUGGCUGUGCGCAGAGCAGGAACGCGCCCCUGUCUGGGCGGCCUGGCACAAAGAGGGAGGCCGUGGGAAAACCGGGUUUGUCUCAAGGAAGCAGCCUAAGCCCGGGGCCCCAGUUGCGGGGCAUCGGGAGAAGACAGUGCCCGGCUGGCAGCCCCCAGCUAGGUCCCCAGAGUGGAAGCCAGGAACGUGCUGAAGGGCUGAGGCGCUGGGUAGCAGCUUGAGGUAUCCAGGCUGCCCGUGGAAAAUCCAAUAAAAGACCAACG